Osmerus eperlanus (European smelt) is the source of this 3176-nucleotide messenger RNA. RefSeq names its product adaptor related protein complex 3 subunit beta 1a (gene ap3b1a). NCBI's taxonomy places the organism in Eukaryota, Metazoa, Chordata, Actinopteri, Osmeriformes, Osmeridae. The record is from RefSeq and is a predicted model, not a curated record. Gene Ontology annotation, cellular component: membrane coat; clathrin adaptor complex; AP-3 adaptor complex. Gene Ontology annotation, biological process: anterograde synaptic vesicle transport; vesicle-mediated transport; intracellular protein transport.
GAAGAAGCGAGAGAUGGACGGGGGGUUCUCCACGCUGCGCUCCGAGGCAGCGGGGGCGGUCAGGACGGCCCUGGUGUCGGCAGAGCACCUGCAGCUCACCCUGACGACCGGCCUGAGCCAGGAGGAGCAGGGCCUCACGCACGCCGCCACCAACGGUGGCCCAGAGGACGCGCAGCCCAGCGGGAAUGAUGACCUCAAAGAGAUGCUGGAGAGCAACAAGGAGUCACUCAAACUGGAGGCCAUGAAGAGGAUUGUUGGGCUGAUCGCCAAAGGGAAGAAUGCCUCAGAGCUGUUCCCAGCUGUGGUGAAGAAUGUGGCCAGUAAGAACAUAGAGCUGAAGAAGUUGGUGUACGUCUACUUGGUGAGGUACGCUGAGGAACAGCAGGACUUGGCUCUCCUGUCCAUCAGUACUUUCCAGAGGGCCCUGAAGGACCCUAACCAGCUGAUCAGGGCCAGCGCCCUGAGGGUUCUGUCCAGCAUCCGCGUGCCCAUCAUCGUCCCCAUCAUGAUGCUGGCCAUCAAGGAGGCGGCCAGCGACCUGUCCCCCUACGUCAGGAAGACGUCGGCCCACGCCAUUCAGAAGCUCUACAGCCUGGACCCCGAACAGAAGGAGCACCUGAUCGAAGUGAUCGAGAAGCUGUUGAAAGACAAAAGCACACUGGUGGCGGGCAGCGUGGUCAUGGCGUUCGAGGAGGUGUGCCCCGACCGCAUCGACCUGAUCCACAAGAACUACCGCAAGCUGUGCAACCUGCUGGUGGACGUGGAGGAGUGGGGCCAGGUGGUGAUCAUCUCCAUGCUCACCCGCUACGCCCGCACCCAGUUCACCAGCCCCUGGAAGGAGGACGGCCUCUUUGACGAGAACAGCGAGAGGGCGUUCUACGACUCGGACGAGGAGAGGAAGGAGCUGGCGUGCGGCGAGGCCAAGCCCUACGUGAUGGAUCCCGACCACAGGCUGCUGCUACGCAACACCAAGCCCCUGCUGCAGAGCAGGAACACAGCUGUGGUGAUGUCGAUCGCCCAGCUGUACUGGCACCUGGCUCCCAGGCACGAGGUCGGCAUGGUGACCAAGUCGCUGGUGCGCCUGCUGAGGAGUCACAGAGAGGUGCAGUACAUCGUGUUGCAGAACAUCGCGACCAUGUCCAUUCAGAGGAAGGGCAUGUUUGAACCCUACAUGAAGAGUUUCUACGUGAGAUCUACGGACCCCACCCACAUCAAGACACUGAAGCUGGAGAUCCUGACAAACCUGGCCAACGAAGCCAACAUCUCCACCAUCCUCCGAGAAUUCCAGACCUAUGUGAAGAGCCAGGACAAGGCGUUCGCGGCGGCUACCAUCCAGGCCAUCGGAAGGUGUGCCACGGACAUCUCGGAGGUGACGGACACCUGCCUCAACGGCUUGGUGCUGCUGCUCUCCAACAGAGACGAGACGGUGGUGGCGGAGAGCGUGGUGGUGAUCAAGAAGCUGCUGCAGACCCAGCCCACACAGCACAGCGACAUCAUCAAGCACAUGGCCAAGCUCUUCCACAACAUCUCCGUGCCGAUGGCGCGGGCCAGCAUCUUGUGGCUGAUCGGGGAGUACUGCGAGAGGGUUCCCAAGAUCGCCCCCGACGUCCUCCGCAAGAUGGCCAAGAGCUUCACGGCCGAGGAGGACAUCGUCAAGCUGCAGACCGUCAACCUGGCGGCCAAGCUCUAUCUGACCAACUCCAAGCAGACCAAGCUGUUGACCCAGUACAUCCUGAACCUGGGGAAGUACGACCAGAACUACGACAUCCGAGACCGCACGCGCUUCAUCCGCCAGCUGAUCGUGCCCAACGAGAAGAGCGGGGCCCUCAGCAAGUACGCCCGGCGCAUCCUCCUGGCUCCCAAGCCGGCGCCCGUUCUCGCGUCGGCCUACAAAGACCGUGACCGCUUCCAGCUAGGCACCCUUUCCCACACCCUCAACACCAAGGCCUCGGGAUACCUGGAGCUCUCUGAUUGGCCGGCGGUGGCUCCUGACCAAUCGGUGAGGAACGUGGAGGUGAUCGAGCCGGUGACAGAGUGGGCUCCGUCGCUGGGGAAGACCAAGCAGGGGAAGACCAAGUCUAAAGCCAAGUCAGAUGAUAAGUUCUACUCUGACUCUGGAGAGGAGGAGGAGGGGGAGGAGGAUGAAGAUGAAGGCUCUGGCAGUAGCAGCAGUGAAGACAGCAGCAGCAACAGUAGCAGUGAAGAGUCGGGCAGCGAGGAUGACAGCGACGACGAGAAGAGCAGCAACGACUCUGACAAGAGCUCCAGCCAAUCAGAGAAGAGCUCCAGCCAGUCUGAGACGGAACAGAAGAAGAAGAAGAAGACCAAGAAAGCACCACAGAAGAAGAAGGCCAAACCCACAGCCAAAGACAGUGACUCUGACGAGAACGGGAACGCUCCCAUGGCCAGCAGCUCGUCUCCUGAGAGCUCCUCUGAGUCCGAGUCCGCUUCUGAAGACGACUCGGCGUCCGACUCGGGCACGGAACAGAAGAAGAAGAAGAAGAGCCCGUCGAAACCCAAGGUGGAGGGGACACCGGGAAAGGAAAUGUCUCUGUUGGACCUAGACGACUGUGAGCUGUCAAACUCUUCUCUGCGCACCUCUGCACUCACAUUGGCUUCAUCUUCACAUGGUUCAUGGCUAAUUUGUCUCAGAACAAUCACUCAGGGAAGACAGAAGCUAACAAACCGACAAACUUCACUAGGAGUCCACAGCUUUUGUGUUUCCUCCCUCAGCACCAAGGAGGACCAGUUCAGCGUGUCCGUGCAGCCUGCUGUGGGGGAGCUGUUCCUGCCCGUCACCAUGACCGAGCAGGACUUCCGCAUCGAGCAGGGUAAACUGUUGGGUAUGAACGAGAGCUCGGCAACCGUCACCAUGGCAGCAGAGAACACCGCCAGCCAGCCAAUCAGCAAGCAGGUAGCCUCUGUGGCCAGUGGCGUGGUUCCAUCUGGUCAGGACAACUUCUUCCGGUUUGCGGGGAAGACGGCCAGCAGUGGAGCCUUGGUGCUGGUGGCCGUGGAGGUGAAGGAGCCGUGCACUGCCCUGCUCACCGUCAACACAGAGAAGAGCGUCAUGGGCUCCAUGCUGCUCCGGGACCUCACGCUGGCCCUGUCUCAGCCCUAGAGCGCCCCCUGCCUCCAGUCCUCCAGCACCACCGACUCAGGGGGAGAGAGGGAGG